This is a messenger RNA of Paramormyrops kingsleyae, 3338 nucleotides long. RefSeq names its product tubby protein homolog. NCBI's taxonomy places the organism in Eukaryota, Metazoa, Chordata, Actinopteri, Osteoglossiformes, Mormyridae. Gene Ontology annotation, cellular component: cilium. The record is from RefSeq and is a predicted model, not a curated record. Gene Ontology annotation, biological process: protein localization to cilium.
CGGGGGUGGGGGCGGGAGAGAAAAAGAGCGCAGGGCGAAAGCGGCGAGCUCAAAACUGCGCGCGUUUUGGCAUGUGUGCUGGAGCAAAUAGGCGUGAGCUCCAGGCACGACUGGCCGCAUUUCCACCGCAUUCGCCAGCAACGCCGAAUGGAUAAGGGACGCUGAAGUGCAUACGCACCGACCCGUUCAACAGGCGGAGAAUGGUCGGGCUGUGCUGCUCCUUUGCGUGGGCUCUAUCGUCAGGAUUGCCGCCGCUGCUACCGCAUGCCCUCAAAUCCGAGUUCUGCAGAAGCAAAUGUGAGAUAUGAGCUCUAAGCAUUAUCUGGACUGGAUCCCUUACAGUGUUCUGGAUGACGAGGGCAGCAGCUUUCGCCAGCAGAGGCUGGACAGACAGCGUGCCUUGCUGGAGCAGAAGCAGAAGAAGAAGCGACAAGAGCCCCUGAUGGUGCAAGCCAAUGCGGACGGCCGCUCACGCGUCCGCAGGACCAAGCAGAGCGAGGAGCAGGCACCACUGGUGGAGUCAUACCUCAGCAGCAACAGCAGCACCAUUUACCACGUACAAGAGGCUGAACACGAGGAGGGGAACUCGACAGGAGACUCGCAGGCCCCCCUCUCCUCCAAAAAGUCCCGGGCCGCUGCUUCCACGCCACAGUCCAGCAGCGGGAAGAAGGAAAGAAGGGGGAAACACAGAGGAAGCGAAGGCCCAGGCGAUGAUGCGGUGGACCUGGCCAGCCAAAUCCAGAUCCUGACGGUCAGCCAGCCGUCUGGGGAUGGCAGCGGGGGCGGAGCUUUGGCCGGCGGGCAGCACCAUGCCAAGCAGGACCUGAGGGUGACCAUGCUGAAGAAAGGUAUUUCAAGUAGUAUGAAUUUUGACGAAGAAGAGGAUGAUGAGGACGAAGACAGUUCCUCUUCCUCCCAGCUCAACAGCAACACCAGACCUGGUUCAGCGACUAGCAGGAAAUCCAACAAGCAGGACGUGGCCUCAGCAUCCAGCCCGCUGACCGGCCAGCCUCCCGUCGAUGUGGGUGACCUGCAGGAGUUCUCCCUGAGGCCAGCCCCUCAGGCCGUCACCGUCAAGUGCAGGAUCACGCGCGAUAAGAAGGGAAUGGACCGGGGCAUGUACCCCACCUACUACCUCCACCUGGAGCGGGAAGACGGCAAGAAGGUGUUCCUGUUAGCUGGAAGGAAACGAAAGAAGAGCAAGACGUCUAAUUACCUCAUCUCUGUCGACCCCACGGAUCUGUCUCGAGAUGGAGAGAGCUUCAUUGGGAAGCUGAGGUCGAACCUGAUGGGCACCAAGUUCAUGGUUUAUGACAGCGGCAAGAAUCCAGGGAAGACAGCCUCAGGCGUAGAGGCCGGCAGUCUGAGGCAGGAGCUGGCAGCGAUCUGCUACGAAACAAAUGUUUUGGGUUUCAAAGGACCUCGCAAAAUGAGUGUCAUCAUUCCUGGAAUGAACAUGGACCAUGAGAGAGUGUCAGUGCGGCCUUGCAACGACCAUGAGUCCCUUCUGGCAAGAUGGCAGAACAAGAACACAGAGAGUGUGAUAGAGCUGCAUAACAAGACCCCAGUGUGGAAUGACGACACACAGUCCUACGUGCUCAACUUCCACGGUCGAGUGACUCAGGCCUCCGUGAAGAAUUUCCAGAUCAUCCACAACAACGACCCCGACUACAUCGUGAUGCAGUUCGGCCGAGUGGCGGAGGACAUCUUCACCAUGGACUACAGCUACCCAAUGUGUGCCCUGCAGGCCUUCGCUAUCGCGCUCUCCAGCUUCGACAGCAAGCUGGCCUGUGAGUAGGGUGUGAGUAGGGCACGCUCUCCUAGCGCAGGAGCCCUGGACUCCCGACCCUCCCUACUGCCUCGGAAAGAACUCUUAUUUCCCAAGAACACGAUGGCGAGGCAGAAGAAACACUAGCCCUGGCUGGCUUCUCUGCAUGAGACAGACCUGUGGAACAUCUCCAUGUUCUGAUCAGCCAUGUGAACAUGUUCCACGAGUCCUAUAGGGCCAGAUAGCUAACUUUUCUCACUCGUCGGAUUAAAUGUGAAUGAACACAAGUGUAUGUAGCAGAGUAAUGUGUUAACAUUGUAGUUCCCAUAACCUGAAUUUACUUCUACGGACCGCAUAUGUACUAACUCUCAUCCCUGGCAGUAACUUAAUGCACCCUUACAUGAAGCAUGAGGCUCUUUAAGAGUUUGAGAGUUACACUAAAACAACUAAAAAUACUAAAAACAUACUGCAACCAGGUGGGUCACACCUACACUUCUGACUCAAUGAAAGGCCAAAUUUUGCAUCAGUGUACCGCAUUGCACUUGUAGUUGGUAUAUAUAUGAUGUAUACAGAUUAAAAAAGAAAGAACCCAGGACUUGAAGUGUUGAAAUGCCAACCACUGAGUCAUUACAGCACGGUGUCCUCAAACUCACCCUCACACUCACACUCACGCGUGGUUGUGGUGUGACCUGCCAAAAGCCUACUGGCUGCAGAACUUUCUACAUGUUCCGUGUAAAUGUUGUGCCUUUGGAGUCGGGAUCCAGCGUUUUGUCUCACGUUUGCAUUACACAAUGAGGUAUUCGUCGGCCGUCUAUUGAGUUAGACGACAUGUGUGGUUUACAGCACAAGGGUAUUAUUUGCAUCACUGCCAGUGAGGUGGGUGCUUUUUGUUUCCCAGCAGCCCUGGUGGCAGUCACUGCAUUUUACUUCACACGUUGAACUUGUCCUAAAACUGGAAGCAUAAAAUUAUAUCAACAUUUCAAUAUUUGCCCACUAACAUUUGAAUCACACAGCUGUUUUCCCAUUUCUCUAAAAUGAAACGAAACCACAGUGUUUCCCAGAUAAGGCAGCUCCGUGUGAAUAUUAAACCUGAAGUCAGCCCAGCCAUUAGGGUAUAUAUCAGGAUUUGUCACAUCAGCAGAAGCCGCCAAUCUAUUGCGUUUGCUUUUUCUGAAUGCGUGUCAGUUCUUAUCUCUUGAUUGAUAAUCUGUCCUGGUGGCAUUUUCACAUAAACCUCCACUAACUGCAUUUAACUGCAUUCUAAAAUCUAUCACUGAGAGCCAGCAUCCAGUGUCAGCAUGGAGGUCAACAGAAGUGCAACGCCUCCUUUUCAGCUUAGUCACGAGGCCCAAAAGUCAGCAAAGACCAAUGAAUUUUUCACAGUAUUUUUUUUGAUUAAAUUGCAUAUUAUUUCCAUGCCAUAUUCUCUUACCAUCUAAACAUGCUAACAUGACUCAACCCUCAGAAUGCUAAUUCAAAGAUGAAUUGAUUACCCUGUUAAUGUAAUGUACUGUAUACACUUUUAACCAGUCAAAAAUGCAAAAUCCAGAAGAUAUGAAGGCUGUAUUUU